UGGGCCGGCAGGGCGGGCGGCGCGGGUCCCCUCCCUCAGGUGCCCCGCCGCCCCGUCUCUUCCCGCCGCUCCGAGAGCGAGUUCGAGAGCCGGGUCCGAGCCCAGACCGCGGCGGCGGGAACGGCGGGCGCAGGGGCGUCUCCUGCGCGGCCUCCGACCUCGGCCCAGACGGGAGGCAGUGCGCGGACCCUCCGGGCCGCCCCGAACCAGACCGGAAGGUGCUCAGGAGCCCUGAAGCCGAGCAAAGAUGCCGCAGAGCCCCUGGAGAGGGCCUGACUUCUGGAGACGUGAAGUCAGUUGUGAAGAGGCCCUGGGGGAGGCCCCCCGCCGGCUCCUGUAAAGAAGGGGCUCAGGGCCGGGCAGGGCCGGCGGUGCUGCAGCUAUGGACCGUGAGCUGGGCUGGCCCGCGCCCUCACUGACCCUGCCUGUCCAUGGAGGUGUCCACCAUGGCCUCCUUGGAGUACAUCAUGGUGGAGCUGGCGAUCGCCGUGCUGGCCAUCCUGGGCAAUGUGCUGGUGUGCUGGGCUGUGUGGCUGAACAGCAACCUGCAGAAUGUCACCAACUACUUUGUGGUGUCCCUGGCGGCAGCCGACAUUGCCGUGGGGGUCCUGGCCAUCCCCUUUGCCAUCACCAUCAGCAUAGGGUUCUGUGCCGCAUGCCACAGCUGCCUCUUCCUUGCCUGCUUCGUCCUGGUCCUCACGCAGAGCUCCAUCUUCAGCCUCCUCGCCAUCGCCAUUGACCGCUACAUUGCCAUCCGCAUCCCACUCCGGUACAAUGGCUUGGUGACUGGCACGCGGGCCAAAGGCAUCAUUGCGGUCUGCUGGGUGCUGUCAUUUGCCAUCGGCCUGACUCCCAUGUUGGGCUGGAAUAGCUGCAGCCAGCAGGAGGUGGGCAAAAACCAGUCACAGGGCUGCAGGGAGGGCCAGGUGGCCUGUCUCUUCGAGGACGUGGUCCCCAUGAACUACAUGGUGUACUUCAACUUCUUCGCCUGUGUCCUGCUGCCCCUGCUGCUUAUGCUGGGUGUCUACCUGAGGAUCUUCCUGGCAGCCCGGCGGCAGCUGAAGCAGAUGGACAGCCAGGCACUGCCAGGGGAGCGGGCUCGGUCCACGCUUCAGAAGGAGGUCCACGCUGCCAAGUCACUGGCCAUCAUUGUGGGGCUCUUCGCCCUCUGCUGGCUGCCCCUGCACAUCAUCAACUGCUUCACCUUCUUCUGCCCUGGGUGCAGGCAUGCCCCGCCCUGGCUCAUGUACGUGACCAUCAUCCUCUCUCAUACCAACUCCGUGGUGAACCCCUUCAUCUAUGCCUACCGCAUCCGUGAGUUCCGCCAGACCUUCCGCAAGAUCAUCCGCAGUCACAUCCUGAGGCAGCGGGAGCUCUUCAAGGCAGGUGGCACCAGUGCCCGGGCCCUGGCGGCUCAUGGCAGCGAUGCCGAGCAGAUCAGCCUCCGCCUCAAUGGCCACCCUCCUGGGGCGUGGGCCAACGGCAGUGCCCCCCAGCCUGAGCGGCGGCCCAAUGGCUGUGCCCUGGGGCUGCUGAGUGGAGGGAGUGUGCGGGAAUGUGGUGGGGACACGGGCCUCCCAGACGUGGAGCUCCUCAGCCUCGAGCUCCAGGGAGCGCGCCCAGAGUCCCCUGGCCUCAAGGCCACCCGAGCCCAGGACAGAGCAGGAGUGUCCUGAUGACCCCGGGAGGGAAGCCCUUCUCCUGGCGGGCAGAACCAGUCACUCGGGAGAAGAGUGCAUGGGAGCGGGUGGCUGGUUCCCACUCUGGACAGAGAGGAGGGGGCCCGGCCCAGCAGCCUGAGGCCCAGCAAGAAGGGUCUCGAGUCCGAGGAAGCCGACGUUUCAUGCUGGGAGGCCCGGUGCAGAGCAUCUUGGCUGGCUGGGGCCGGUCCCCAAAUCCAGAAGCACCUGGAAGCGCCACCUUGUCUGUGCAGAGCAUCUGUGGCAGAGCAGGCUGGCUGCCGGCUGAGUGGUUCCCACAGGCCCCCUGCAGCACCCCACCCUCCCCAGCCUCCUCAGGGGUCCAGGAGCUGCUGUGUCUGGAGGUGGCUCAGGACUACUUUCUUCCAGGAGAAAAUGUAAACGCAAGGAAACCCUUUUUAUUUUCUCAUCGUCCCUCCCUGGCCGCCGGGUCUAUUUUGGUCCUGCUGCUAACCUGGCACCAGGACUUGGCCCAGGGAGUCCCAGGCAGCCCCUCCCACUGCCGUGAGUUGCCUUGCGUCUUGCUCGAGGACACCGGCCUGUAAGGGAGCAGGGCCAGGGUGUGGGCGCAAGGGCGAUGGGGGAGGCCGGCAAGGUGCAUCCAGGUAGCCCAGGGCUGCCCAUGGAGAGGCCCAACCUAACUGCCUUUCCACCUGAAGGGAAUGUAUUUUUUUUUUCUGAGAUAAAAUAAAAAUGAGCCAUGUUGUGUUUUAAGCCUGUCCAA
This is a messenger RNA of Phacochoerus africanus (Common warthog), 2424 nucleotides long. It is a transcript of the gene ADORA2A, whose product is annotated as adenosine A2a receptor. Gene Ontology annotation, molecular function: G protein-coupled adenosine receptor activity. The record is from RefSeq and is a predicted model, not a curated record. The coding region runs from base 432 to 1676 and encodes 414 amino acids. NCBI's taxonomy places the organism in Eukaryota, Metazoa, Chordata, Mammalia, Artiodactyla, Suidae. Gene Ontology annotation, biological process: G protein-coupled adenosine receptor signaling pathway; adenylate cyclase-activating G protein-coupled receptor signaling pathway. Gene Ontology annotation, cellular component: membrane. The transcript is spliced from 3 exons.